Theobroma cacao (cacao) is the source of this 2701-nucleotide messenger RNA. RefSeq lists its product as uncharacterized. The record is from RefSeq and is a predicted model, not a curated record. NCBI's taxonomy places the organism in Eukaryota, Viridiplantae, Streptophyta, Magnoliopsida, Malvales, Malvaceae.
GCCAUAAAUAAUAAAAGGGGGAAAGCAGAAUUCAGAACGAAAAGGUCUUUUCAAUUUUCCAUCACCACCCUCUCUCUCCAUUCGCUCAGUCAAGCGGCUUCAUUUGUUUCCCCCUCCAAACCUUAAACAAAAAGGGCAAACCUACGCAAAAAAAAAAAAAUCGUCGACAAUACAAAUCCACCAGAAAAGCAACGCAAACAAAAAACGCUAAUGGCCCUUCCCUUUCACUCUAGUCCUCAAAAUUUUACCUCUUAAAACCCCCCCAAAACCCCUUAAUCCCCUCUUUAUCCCUUCGAUUUCAUUAAUCCAGCAAAAGCUGCCAAAGUUUAUUUUUAGUAAUUUUACUUUUUGAAAAAGAAGAUUACUAGUAGAAUGUCAAACUCGGGCGGGUUCGCGGUGACCCGAGCUCACACGGGGGACCGAUUCUACAACCCGCCGGCGGUGAGGCGGCAGCAGCAGUUAUUACAACAGCAGCAGUUGCAGAGGCAGCAGCUGCAGAGACCGUUGCAGAAGGAGCUACAGAGACCGUCAAAGAAGGAGAGCCGAGUCAACUUGGUCGAUUCAAUGGCUGAGGCUCGGACGGAUUCGGACGAGUCUACAUUGUCGAGACCUAACUCGGUGUGCUCCGCUUCGCCGUCUUCGCCGAAGAUUGCUAAUUUGACCAAUUUGGAUCGGCUCAUGGAAUCGGUCACUCCUUUUGUUCCGGCUCAGUGCUUCUCUGAGGAAAAAAGGAGGGGACGGAGAACUCGUGAAUUGGAUGUACACCCGCAUUAUUGUCUUGGUGAUCUAUGGGAAUGUUUUAGUGAGUGGAGUGUAUAUGGAGUUGAAGUGCCGCUCUUGUUGAACGGUAGCGAUUAUGUUAAGCAAUACUAUGUUCCUUCUUUGUCAGGCAUACAAUUAUAUGUAGAUCCACAUAGGCUGAGGAGGCCUAGUGAGGAUAGUGAUGCUGAGUCUUCAAGGGAAACUAGUAGUGCUGGAAGUAGUGACUGUGAAACAGACAGGAGAGUGAAAGGUGGUGUUGAUGGAGCAUGGGAUCAGCCCAACUCCCAGAGGAUGAGUAGACCUCCUAUGAGUUCAUCUAGCGAUGAAGUGGAGGUUGGCAAGUCACCUGGGCUGCUGGUUUUUGAAUACUUUGAACAAGAACAACCACAUCAUCGGAAACCUUUAUAUGACAAGAUUUCAAGUCUUGCAUCUCAAUUUCCAGAUAUCCGGAUGUACAGGAGCUGUGAUCUAUUGCCUGCAAGUUGGAUUUCUGUGGCUUGGUACCCAAUAUACAGAAUACCUAUGGGCCCAACACUACAAAAUCUGGACGCAUCUUUCUUGACCUUCCAUUCUUUGUCGACACAUUUUAGAAGUAAAAGUCCGCUGCAGUAUCCUGCCUCUAGCAGUAGGAAAGUCUCUGGUGUUGAUGCAUCUUCAAAGAUCUCUCUCCCUGUUUUCGGUGUUGCUUCCUAUAAGUUGAGAGGUUCAAUUUUGACUCCCAAUGGAUCCCAAGAAUGGCAGCAAGCAAGCUCUCUGUUACAAGCUGCUGACAAUUGGCUGCGCGGUUUACAAGUCCAUCUUCCUGAUUUCCAGUUCUUUGUUUCACAUAAUUCACAGUGGAGAUAACAAGGUAUUAAUUUUCUAUAACCACUCUUUCAAGUAGGUGGGGGAGUCCAAAGUCUCAGUUUUGGAGUGAUAUUUAGUGAAAGAUGAGAUAGUUUGCUUAAAACUCUGCUACGAAAUGGCUUGGUUUUAAGCCUUGUCAUUCGUAUGAUUCCAUAAGUUCCCUCAUUAAGCAGCAGUGUGCACAAGAGAACAGAAUGCUUGUGUUUCAGUGAGGCGCCAUAAGGGAAAAGGAGGUAUUUGCAACUAGAUUGUGUUUUAUUGAAGUUGCCAGGUGUCAGCACUGAUGGGUACAAGGCAGCUGUUCUGUCAUUUCCAGGCAGGGUCCUAGAAAACUAAGUUCAGCUCAUUGGAAUCUAGAUCACAACUCAAUUAUUUUGCCGUGUGGCUGGUUCAAAUUCUAUGAUCUUGCUAUGCUUGUGAAUCACUGACCAAGCAGCUUCCUUGUCUGCAUCACCUGAUUCUUUGAUAAACGUUUGGAAAUGUUGAUGAACGUCUGAAUGGCUGUGCCUUAUCUGCACAUAUAUACUCACACCUGUACUUUUCAGAAAAGGCAAUACUCAUAACUUAUCAGGGUGUUCCUAAAUGUUUCUUUAGUUUUGUGAUUCUGGAUUGCUGGUGAUUGCUGUUCCUGGUCCCAGCAGCAACCAAGUUAUUAGCACUUCCACAGUUUGUCUAGCAGAUUCUUUGUAGCAAAGUUACUGAUGAACCUUCAGUAUUGCUCACCUCGUUAGGGUCUCUGGACCAAAACUUACGAACUACACCGCUGGUGGCCCACCGGUUGCUGCUCUAUUGUGUUUGGACCAUCGUUUUCUUCCUCAAACUAAAAAUCAGAAUUAGCAGUGUGGAAGUGACUUGCUCAAUUGCAGGAAGCGACAACAGUGGAACGGAAAUCAGUGGAACGGAAAUCAAGUCCAAAGCUUUGGUUAAAGCUUGAAAGUUACUAGUGACGAAGGAAACUUGAUCGAAAGAGGUUGGACUCACAAAAUGGUAUUUUAUUUUCGGUUCUGCACUGGAAUCCCUGCUAUUUGUUGCUUUGCGAUUUGUACAAGGGACAAGGGAACCAAAUAGAUGAUGCAUGUUAGCCGUUGCAUGA